Molecule: messenger RNA, 990 nt
Organism: Quercus robur (English oak)
Lineage: Eukaryota; Viridiplantae; Streptophyta; Magnoliopsida; Fagales; Fagaceae
Product: putative disease resistance protein RGA4
Exons: 1
Coding region: 1-990 (329 amino acids)
Biological process (GO): defense response to fungus
Molecular function (GO): ADP binding
Source: RefSeq, a predicted model, not a curated record
AUGGCGGAAGGGGCUUUGUUCGAUCUUGCAGGGAACGUCCUUCAACUGCUGGGCUCUAUCAUUGUUGACGAGGUCAAACUGGCCUCUAGUGUUGAAACUGAGAUUGGAUAUCUAACCGACACAGUCACCACAAUCCGCGCUGUGCUUCUGGAUGCAGAAAUGCAGAGUUCUCAUAACCAUCAGACCAAAGACUGGCUCAGUAAGCUCAAAGAUGUCCUCCAUGAUGCUGAUGAUUUGCUGGAUGAUUUUUCCACCGAAGUUAUGCGCCGCAAAGUGAUGACAAAGAAGGUACGCCUUUUCUCUUCAUGUUCAAACCGGCUUGCUUUUAGUCCUAAGAUGGGUCAUGAAAUAAAGGCAAUUAGGGAGAAACUAAAUGCCAUUGCAAGAGAUAAGGAGGCUUUUCACUUUAGUCAAAGCUUGGUUGAUCCACAAGUCAUGAAUAGGGGGGACAGAGAAACUUAUUCUUUUGUACUUGAAGAUGAAGUUAUUGGGAGAGAGGAUGAUAAGAAAGAGAUUAUGGAACGUCUUUUUGAUGACAAUGUUGUAGAGAAUAUUUCUAUCAUUCCAAUUGUUGGUAUCGGAGGAUUGGGCAAGACAACACUAGCUCAACUGGUAUACAAUGAUAAAAAUGUCCAAACAAAAUUUGAGAUAAAACUUUGGAUUUGUAUCUCUGAUGUCUUUGAUUUACAUCGGAUUGUUAAAGAAAUUUUAGAACAGUUGACAAAGAGGAAGCAUGAAGAAAGCCUUGAGAUCUUGCAAAAUCAGCUUCGAGAAAAACUUAAUGAAAAAAAAUACUUGCUUGUCCUGGAUGAUUUGUGGAACGAGAACAGUAAUAAAUGGCUUCUCUUGAAAAAUUUGUUAAUAUGUGGUGCAAGGGGAAGUAGGAUAUUAGUGACCACACGCUCAGAAAGUGUAGCGAGGAUCAUAGGAGCGGCUCCAUCCCAUGCUCUAAGAGGCCUACCUGAAGAAAGGCUUGGAGUUUGUUUGUAA